Purpureocillium takamizusanense is the source of this 366-nucleotide messenger RNA. RefSeq lists its product as uncharacterized. Lineage: Eukaryota; Fungi; Ascomycota; Sordariomycetes; Hypocreales; Ophiocordycipitaceae. The transcript has a single exon. The record is from RefSeq and is a predicted model, not a curated record. Bases 1 to 366 code for a protein of 121 amino acids.
AUGGUCCAUCACGACACCGACGCGGCCGUCGCGGACCUCACGCAUCAACUCGGCCCAGACAGGCGAUUCGAGUAUUCUUCCAUCUACUCGAUCCGGGGAUCCGUCGUCGCGUUUGCUUGCGGCCUGUUCAAGCCCGCCUGGGCGAGCGCCGCGGUCACCACCAAGGUGCUGGCGCAGCUGACGACGCGAUGCGGCCCAUAUGUCUCCGGGAAUGGCUUCCCUCGGGGGACCGAGGCCGAGGGGAACAAAAACGCGGCCAUGAUUGGGUACAUGACCUAUCACAAGGGCCUUCACUUUUGCGAAAAGGCCCUCCGCCCGCAUGACGACAAACCCAUCGUGUGCCUAGUGGAGGACACAAAGAAAUAA